Molecule: messenger RNA, 603 nt
Organism: Brassica oleracea var. oleracea
Lineage: Eukaryota; Viridiplantae; Streptophyta; Magnoliopsida; Brassicales; Brassicaceae
Exons: 2
Coding region: 1-603 (200 amino acids)
Source: RefSeq, a predicted model, not a curated record
AUGGCUGUGAAUUCAUGGACACAAGAAGAGAACGAGCAGUUCAAGGACGCAGUGCAGAGGUUCUCUGCCUUUUUUCCCAAUCGGUUCGAGUGUAUAGCCCAGCGUCUACAGAAAUCCGUUGUCGAUGUUAAGGAGCAUCACCAGGAAAUGGUCGAUGAUCUUCUAGAGAUCAGAUCGAGUCAAAUAGCUUUAUCUAAUGGGAUGUUCGAUGCAGUUGAGCCGAGUUGGUGCCGGAUCGAGAAACCUAUAUGGGACAUAGAGGUACAUGAAUGGUUCCUGAUCGGGUUAGAGCGGUUUGGGAGAAAUUGUGACAAAAUAGCGGUCUUAUUGGUUACCAAAACCCCAAUGCAAGUGGCGAUCUAUGCACGUAACUUCUUCUAUUGGCAAAACUCAAAGAACAAUGUAAUGAAGCGGCGGAGAACCAUGGACAUAACUAUGGGGGACGCCGGUGUGGACUCAUCUGGCCAACAAAAUAGAACUAUGAGGGGCAUCAAUAGGGACUCAACUGGCCAACAAGGGAGAACUAUGGGGGGCAUCUAUGUGGGACUCAACUGGCCAACAAGACAAGAGAGCGUAGUUCCUUCGCAGCCGCAACGACAAUAA